UAAUUUGUUAUAUUUACCAUAUGCAGACUUCAGGCUCACUUUAGAAACAAAAAUUUCAAUAGUGCGGUGAGUCCGAGGCCUGGUUAUGGUAAAAUAAUAUAUGUAAAAAAAAAAUUCAAUUCUGUGACAUUCAACCAGUGCAAAAUCCUCUUCUGAAAUGGUUACAUCAAAAGCGAUUAUGUUCCUGAUACUGGGAAUUUUAUUCCUGACUACUGCUCAAAACAUCGAUGAUUCCGACUACAACCCUGUAGAAAUCGACAAAGAGUAUCCCCUAAUUUACAGUGAGAAUUUUAAAAAAAGCAGUCCAACCGACGAUUUUUACGUCUUGAACGAAAUCGAGGAAGUAGAAAAUGAUCCGGAAACUCAUCCCCGAAUGAUCGAAAAAUUCCAAGCAGCCAAAAACCAAAACACUGCUUACUCGACAGGAGAUAAAAUUGAAAAAAUUUUCUUCAAAAAAGUCGAUUCUAUCACGAGAGCAAGAUCUCCUCCUCAAAACAAUUUUUACAAAAAAAUAGAAGAAAAAAUCUACAGAUAUACGAAACACCGGAUGCCGGGUUACGACUAUGACGAAUUUAAUAUUUUCGGGGACAGCCGUGACGAAAAAUGCAACGAGAAAUCCACUUGGACGCAUUGUCUUUGUCAAUUUACGUGUUACGAACCCAGCACUGUUGACUGUUAUUCCCCCUGUGAGAGCGGAUGCGAAUGCAAGGAGGAUUUUGUUUUUGAUGAGAGGACAAAGCAGUGUUUGCUCCCAUCUCAGUGCGAAUCGGGCGUUGAUUAUUUUUACGAUUAUCAAAUUUAAUCAGAAUUAUUAUCACAGGGAACGCGAGAAAAGGGAUUUUUGUA
Molecule: messenger RNA, 846 nt
Organism: Belonocnema kinseyi
Lineage: Eukaryota; Metazoa; Arthropoda; Insecta; Hymenoptera; Cynipidae
Exons: 4
Coding region: 158-802 (214 amino acids)
Source: RefSeq, a predicted model, not a curated record